AUGCUGGAGAAUCCUUCGGAGGAUGACGAGGAGAUGGCUGGGGAUGUGUAUACUUAUUAUCUUUACGAGGGUGUUGAUGUCGGGCAUGGAGGAUUUCGUGGUGUGCCAGGGAGCAGGUCUUUCAUUGAGGGGCUGCAGCGUUUGCCAUAUGGUCGAGGAGACGGUGUUCGAGAGGAGGAGUGUGCGAUAUGCUUGAUGGAGUUUGAUGCUCAGGCGGAGGUGAGUAAGAUGCCCUGCUCCCACGCCUUCCACAGUCGAUGCAUCGUCCAGUGGCUGGAGAGGAGCUGCCUCUGCCCUCUCUGCAGAUCCCAAGCGCCCACGGAUAAUUCCAGUUGA
Molecule: messenger RNA, 336 nt
Organism: Elaeis guineensis (African oil palm)
Lineage: Eukaryota; Viridiplantae; Streptophyta; Magnoliopsida; Arecales; Arecaceae
Biological process (GO): ubiquitin-dependent protein catabolic process
Cellular component (GO): nucleus
Molecular function (GO): ubiquitin protein ligase activity
Source: RefSeq, a predicted model, not a curated record